AUGGAAAAGGAAGGUUGGAUGCUAGUCAAGCGGCAUGCCUUUGGCGCCCGCAGUGACCCUCAUAAUGCAUUGUGUUGGGUUGACGAAGGAACCCUGAUGUAUCCUGUGGGAAAGACGGUCGCGCUCCACCAACUCUCUACAAAUAACCAGCGUUUUUUAGAUUCAUCGUAUUGUAAUGUGCUCGGUAUUACAUCUAUCGCGAUCAGCGAAAACAAGAAGUUUGUUGCUAUCGCUGAAGGAGGUGAAAAUCCGCAAGUGCAAGUGAUCGACACGAUGACGCGUAAGCGGCGCAAGUUGCUUAGCAUUUCUCCUAGUGAGCUUGGGAGUGACCGGUUCAUCGCGAUGGCGUUCAGUACGGAUGGUAGGCACCUUGUGACGCAGGGUGGAGGACCUAGCUGGAACUUGUACUACUGGAACUGGGAGCGCUCGAAACCUCUGGCAAUGAUUUCACUCAGUUCCAUGGCGGAUUUCACGAAGCUGACCCAGAAGCACAAAGGGAGAGGCGGCCCAGGUUUGACUGGAGAUUCUAAAUCAGGCGCCGCAACGUCGAAGUCUUCCCCCCCUUCUCGUCCCCUUGUAACGCAUGUUUCGAUUUGCCCCAGUGACGCUGUUACAAUUGCCGUGUCUGGCAUGAAUUUCAUUUGUCUUUAUCGCUAUACUGAUGGAUUUCUUCAGCCUCAGCCCGGGUGUGGGGUUCCUUCCGAGUCCGAAAAAAUCUUUGUGACUCACUGUUGGGUAGACAAGGAACGCCUCGUCGCAUCAACGCAUCAGGGUGAGUUGCUGCUGAUCGAGCGCGGGCACUAUGUCGAGGAAAUCCAUGUUCCAAAUGUUUCUGUUGCACCUGGUGCCGCUUCUGCGUACGGCCGCAGUAGUGCCCAUUUACCAGCAAUCACUGCGAUAUGUCCCACACAGGCUGGUUUCGUUACGGGAAAUAACCAAGGCAUGCUAUGCACGUAUCAUCGUAACCGCCAAGAGGAUGCGGAGGGUGAGGGAUUAAUCACCUUUGGAUACUCAUCCUCUCCAUCCUAUUCAUUUUAUAGCAUGGUGUGUAUCCCAUCACGAGACCCUUGUGAGCUUGCUAUAGCUGCUAACACUGACAAGGGUGUUGAUCUUGGGUUCCCAAAGGAUGGUACCAUGAGGCAGACUUUGUCUAAGACACACUACGAGAACGGUGAUGGCACCGGCAACCGCAUCGGUGGAAAAAUUUCACAUUCAAACUCGUGUAACAAUUCCAAUCACAUCAGUGUUGACGAAAAAUCCUUACACGAAGUUGAUACUCCUUUGCCUGUUCCUCAUUUUAGCUUAGUCACUGAGAAUUCUACAGGGGCGCUGCCACCCAUUGCCAAGGCCAAUUCGCGGUCCAAAGCGCAGCACUCCAGUCCUUAUCUUUCAUCUGGGGGGGGAAGCAAUAUGAGUAUGGCCGACACAGUAUAUCAUUCCGGAACCAAGGAGGCAGGGGGUGUUGAAACGGACGCGGCAGGACUCGUUAACACAAACAGCACGCUUGUUGUGACGACACGGCCCUUCAUGCCAACUUUUCCAGUACUUAGUAGGCCUGGUACGGGAGGUGUGGUGACCGCUUCAGCAGUAGAUUGCUGUGAAAUUGCUGCCUUGGCGUUGAACCAGUCUGGGACCCGCCUGGCCGUCCUGACCCGUGUCGGACGAGUGUACGGAACCGACUUCCGCGUGGAUUGGAGUAAACUACCCCCACAAGAGGCCCUAAACUAUUCACAAUCAGCAACUGUUACGCUAGGUACUAACCCUGGAGCAUAUUCUGAGUCUGGUGGUAUCAAUAAAACGAGUGCAAGUACUCCUUCGCCACUCUUCGAAGCGGUUUGUCAGCCUUUCCACACCGGCGCUAUCAAUGGUAUGGAUUGCUGUGCUCGGAAACCGUUCCUCAUUACUAGUAGCAGUGAUCACAGCGUUCGCUUAUGGAACAUCAACACUAACAAGCUCGAAAUGAUCCAAUACUACUCGCAGGAGCCUGGUGCAGUGGCGAUUCAUCCAAGUGGGCUUAUGGCGGUGGUCUGUUUUCCAGACAAGGUUUGUGUAAUGAGCGUGCUUUGGAAUACGCUCCUCGAGCGAAAGGUGAUCAACUUCCGGUAUGCCACAAAUGUGGUAUUUUCACAUGGUGGUCAAUACUUCGCAGUUGCACACAACAACCUUGUGGAUGUUUUCAUCUCAACUACCUGCGAGCCGUGUGGGCAGUUGCGCGGGCAUUUGCAACGUAUAAAAGAUAUGAAGUGGAGCGCGACAUCAUCUUAUCCCACCGAUAAUCGGCUUAUUACCUGCUCAAUGGAUGGAAUGAUGAUCGACUGGAACACAUUCGAGAUGCGGAAGGAGGUUGAACAUUCAGAUAAGCGCUUUCAGUAUUCUGCUGUGGAUGCGGAUGAUAAAAGUGUAUGGGCCGUUGCUUCCCCGAUGUCGUCUGCCGCAUUGGGGGCCCAAUGGAAGGUGACGCUGCGCGAGAUCGAGCGCUCCUCGAUGGCGAGCCUCCCGUCUGCAUCCCCGAGUGGCACUGGUACCCACACUAGUGCUGCUACGGAAGACUAUGAGUUCAUAGACACGGCUCUCACAGCCCUCCGAGUGGCGCCACAUCGGCGCAUGCUCUUUGGUGGUGGGGAGGACGGAUCCUUGAAGGUCAUGUCCUUUCCGCUGCAGGCCAGUAUCCAGGAAUCCCCCUUAACAGCCCACAGCGCCCGCAUCACGCGAAUGGCGCUAACACUUGACGAAAGCACUCUCUUCACAGCCAGCGAGGACGGUAGUGUAUUUGUAUGGGAUAUUCGUGAGGAGGGCACUGUGGCUGGAAGGGCGGUAACUUUUGAGUCUACCUCUACCAUGGGGGGUAUUGCAGACGAGGUGCUCGUUACUCAGCAGUAUAUGGAAGAUACAAAGUUAGAGAUCGAAAGCCUACAGCAACAGAUUGAAAAGCUGAAAACAGAGCUCAGUAGUGAAGAAAGGCGACAUACCCACGAACAAGGAACCCGCAUCCGCGAGCGUACCGAAGAGUACAAAAAUGAGGCGUCAACCCUGGCCAUGGAGCUUGCGUCACUGUUGAAUAGCAAGCGUGAGCAAGAACGCACGUUUGUAUCCAUCAAGGCAGAAAAGACGGCGGAAGCUGCGCAAAAACUCGAGUCUGUGGUGUAUUCUUGUCAAGAAAAGGUUCAAGAGUUGGAAAAGAUGUGCAGCAAUCUUCAGCACACGUUGGAAGCAGAGCAGGAGGCCCAUGCUAAUGGGAUCAAAGAGCUUGAGGAGUCUGUUGCCCGUGAGCAGCGUGAGGAACAAGAGCGGUAUGAAGAGAUUCUCUCUCAAAAGCGUGAGGCUCUGGAGGCACUGAGAGUUGAUGUCGAGCACAGCUGUCAGAUUAAUGAGGAGGCUUUACGCCAGCUUGAGCUUGAUAUCGACACAGAAACACAGACAGUAAGCGAACGGCAUAACCAGGAGCUCAACACACUGCGCGAGCGCUUUCUUCAUAUGAAAGGUGAAGGGGCUAUUAUGCGCAAGAAUGCAGUGUUCAUUGCAAAGGAAGUGGAAGUUCGCACAGGUGAGGUUGCCCUGCUUGAUGCUGCGAAGGUGAAUUUCACAGCACAGCUUGAAGACUUGCGACAUAGUGUAAAUCAGCUUCAUCAAGACAUUGACGAGCGUGAUGUAGUUAUCGGGGAGAAGGAGAAGCAUAUUUACGCGCUCAAGAGAGAGAAUCAAGAGUUAGAGAAGUACCGAUUUGUUUUAGAUUAUCGUAUUCGACAGCUUAAAGCUCUUAUGGAGCCGAAGCAGCGUGAGAUGCUUCAGUGUAACCAGCGUAUCAAGCUUCGUAAUCGUGAGCUGGAGGAGCUGCAUGAGUGCAAUCGAACACUGCAGGGGAACAUUGAUGAGCUAAGGAGUGACAUCGCGGAGCAGCAGCGGCACAUCAAACACAUGCACAACACUAUUAAGGACUUUGAAACGUAUAAAACGCGUUUCCAGCGUGAUGUCGGCGAUGUCGUGCCGGCCUUGCAGGAUGUAUGCCUUCUACAGCAGACGAUUGAGAAUAUUUACCAGACACACGUGGUGGCCCGUGGUGGCAAGCGAAUCGCUUCCGUGGAUCCAAACAUUCGCAGUGAGUUUCAGAACCAUCUUGAGUACCUCUCGACAUCUGUAAAUGCUUUGCAGCGCAAGUUGAAGCUCGAGGAGGAUCGACACAAAAAGGAAGUGUCUGCUAUGAUGGUAGAGAACAUGUCCCUAAUACGAGAGAUUCACUCACUUCGCGGUGAAAUACAUCAUUUAAGGACUCUAGUGACUGCUGAGACAGCAGCUAAGCGAGCACGCGGUAGCUUCAAGGCAGGUGGGCGUUCUACCAAGAGACGGGACAAUUUAAAGUCCUCGAAAUUUCCCUCUAUUGAGACAAAAACGAGGAAGGAUAGUCCACUUGGUAGGGGUGAUGUGUCACAAACCCCUUCGGUGAAUCCGUUGCGCACUGUCAGCCCGUCUCAGCAGAGUUCCUCGAGUGUAGCGGAGCGGAUGGCUGGCGCUACAUCGAUUUCAAUGGGGGAAGUUUCAGGAGUCUCAGGUGCGGCUGACGCACUGGGGGAAAGCAGUAGUGAGAGGGGUCCUUUGCACUUACGAACACCAGCACCGCCACUGGAGUUAGAACGCACUUGCAUGGAGUUGCGAAUGCUACGGUCAUAUAUUGAAGUCAUGGAGCAAGCUCUAGGCAGUGAAGUUGCAUCUUCAGUUGUGAAAGGCGUGUUAACUUCCACACAGGAAUAG
Phytomonas sp. EM1 is the source of this 4746-nucleotide messenger RNA. Lineage: Eukaryota; Euglenozoa; Kinetoplastea; Trypanosomatida; Trypanosomatidae. The record is from the annotation of a GenBank genome assembly.